AUGUCUUCGAGACAUGGGAUUUCCAAGAGAGAUACACCCCGCCGGCGCAAAGUCUCACUGGCAUGUGAAUCAUGCCGAGAAAAGAAAAUACGAUGUGACGGCUCCAAGCCGAUAUGUGGGCCUUGCGAACGACGAUCCUAUCCGAUCGAUCGAUGCGUUUACAAACUUGAAAAUGCUCGUUCGGCCAGCAAAGACGAAUAUUUGAAAGUACUGCACAGUCGAAUCCGGGAUCUUGAAGAAAUAUGCUCCCAGAAUGGUGUGGCUGUUCCUCCUGCGCCCCACAGCGUCACUGACGGGGAAGCGAGACUCGACGAUAUUCCGGAGCCUCAAUCUCGUGUGGAUCGCUUGAGCACGGAGUCUAGAACCUCUGUUGCUGUGGAGGGGCUUCUUGGGCUAGGCUCAACUCCCGUGGUGCCUGGCCCACAUCCUUCGCUGGCUUCUCUUUCACCCGGGACGACCCUACCACCGCUUCGUAAUCUAGCUACUUUGCAGCCAUCCCAGCCCAGCAGGAGGCCUUCCGAAUACGAUGGUACCACACCGCAGACGACUUUGGGUUCUUACGAUGCCAUGCAGCUAUCUGGAAAUGUCUACCGUUCCCCAUCCCUCAAUCAACAUGGCAACGUUACUGCCAUGGGUGCAAUAUCUGUCGCAGAGGACGCGGCGACCGACUCUCCCCAAGAGCAAUAUUAUGGCAACUCAUCCACAGCCUCAUUUAUGCGCCUCGCAAGAGACUCCAUGCCCAUCCGGACGUAUCUACAAGCUCUGAAGCGAAUGGAAAAUGACGCACCUGAUGCAUCCCAUCGAGAAACGGGACUGUGGAAGGACUGUAACGAUUCAACAUUGGGCCUCCAAUUCGACGACUUUUCUCUACCUCCUCGAGCCCUGGCAGACCAUCUCCUUGAGUGUUACUGGGAAAGAGUUCAUUGCCUAUACCCCUUCUUCCACCGCCCGAGCUUUGAACAAGCAUACGAGAAUCUUUGGGGCUCGAGCAAGUGGCCGAAACCCGAGCUACCCGAGCUCAACAUCGGACUGGGCGGCUCGUAUGAUUCGGGCCCUCAGUCUAUUGUCUUUCACUGUGCUCUCAAUGCUAUCUUCGGUUUGGGCUGUCAUUUUUCGGAUAUCCCUGCCGCGGAGCGCGAAGCUGCCGUGUAUACAUUUUUUCUUCGGGCGAAGCGGUUUGUUGGUCUUGACCUUCUAGACUGUGGGACGAUUGGAGUCGUGCAGACAUUACUCAUUAUUGCGAUCUUACUUCAAAGUACACCUUACCCAAUGCGAUGUUGGAACAGUAUCGGUGUCGCUUGUCGUGUUGCUCAGGGUCUUGGUCUACAUGAAGAAUCGUCUCAGCGAUCUAUCAAGCCGUUGGAGAAAGAGAUACGAAGACGCACCUGGCAUGGAUGUGUCAUAAUGGAUAUGAUCGUGAGCAUGACUUAUGGCAGGCCAAGCAUGACAUCGCACAUCUCGCCCGUCCCGCUCCCCGGCAUGAGACCCGAAUCACAAGAAGAUGAUCCAUGCGAGCUAAGCGGACAACCCUGCGAUCACCGAUCAGGAAACAUGACCUUCUACGUCUCCACAAUUGAGCUCUACAAAAUCCUAGAGUCGAUCCUGUCAGAGAUCUACAAUGCAUGGCAAUCUAGCUCACGUCACCACCGCCCAAUGUCUCCUAGAGGUCCCAAGCACAAGAGUCUGGAUGUCAUCAUGGAGCUCGAUGAUAAGCUUUCCGCCUAUGAAGCGAGUAUCCCUGCAGUUCUCAAUUGGACACGCCCUCACCCACCAUUCAGCACAACUACCUCCCAAGAAUCGAUCUUUCAGCGACAACGAAAUGUGCUGCGUGCAAGAUUCAUCCAUCUCCGGCUCCUGCUUUUCCGACCCAUGUUUACGCAGCUAUGUUCAGAGGAACGCCUCGGCCUGAGCAGAAAUUCCGGCCAAGAGGCAAACAAGAGCACAACCCGCCCUGAUAAAAACAUUAUCUACUCCUCCAUGUCUGUGAACUGUGCAGCUGCAUGCGUCACGGCCGCUGUGGAGUUGGUCUCACUUGUCUACGAAACGUAUCGGACAUCUCUGACGGAUGCAUGGUGGUACAAUGGAUUCUAUACGUCAACCGCCGGUUUUGUCCUGAUCAUGUCGUAUUCCUGCCACUCGAUACUCGACCAAGUAGACGCCCGCACUGUCGACGAGAGCUGGCGCAAAUGCGAAGAAGUUCUCUCAGUCAUGUCUUUGUUCAGUGUUUCUGCGCGGAACUCGCUUCAAUUCUUGAAAGUUACGCAUUCGCAUAUUGUUCAGAACUACACCGGUAUGUCUCCUAACUUCACGGGGUUGCAUGUUCGCUCGGAGGCUAAGAAAAGACCAGCAGCUCGAAACGAAACCACCAUAUCUUUAGACCCGAACCAAACACAGCGGAGAGCAACACGCCAAUCCGGUCAUGAGCUCCCAACUCAGACUACAGGACACGAAGAUCACACCUCUCGCGAAACCGAGUCGAACUCCCCAAUCAACCCCUUCAUGAGCUGGGAAGACACAGGCCUAGGACAAGAGGAAUUUGGAUUCCUAGGAAGAUUCGACCUCCCAGACUUAGCAAGCUGGUUCACAGACGUCCCAGACAUAUAA
Molecule: messenger RNA, 2604 nt
Organism: Penicillium atrosanguineum
Lineage: Eukaryota; Fungi; Ascomycota; Eurotiomycetes; Eurotiales; Aspergillaceae
Exons: 4
Coding region: 1-2604 (867 amino acids)
Biological process (GO): DNA-templated transcription; positive regulation of transcription from RNA polymerase II promoter by galactose
Cellular component (GO): nucleus
Molecular function (GO): RNA polymerase II cis-regulatory region sequence-specific DNA binding; DNA-binding transcription factor activity, RNA polymerase II-specific; zinc ion binding
Source: RefSeq, a predicted model, not a curated record